Entamoeba invadens IP1 is the source of this 1521-nucleotide messenger RNA. RefSeq names its product tyrosine protein kinase, putative. The transcript is spliced from 3 exons. Gene Ontology annotation, molecular function: ATP binding; protein kinase activity. NCBI's taxonomy places the organism in Eukaryota, Evosea, Mastigamoebida, Endamoebidae. The coding region runs from base 1 to 1521 and encodes 506 amino acids. Gene Ontology annotation, biological process: protein phosphorylation. The record is from RefSeq and is a predicted model, not a curated record.
AUGCAACAAAUUACAAGACCAACAGUGGUGAAUGCAAACCACAAAGUUCCCAUUGAUGGGUGUGAUGUUGAAGUGACACAAAACGGCAACAGAUGCACUUCGUGUGAGUCAUAUCGUGUUUUGUCUUCAAAUUCCAGUUGUGUUGGUCUUUCACAAAUAACAAAAUGCAAUGAAAUAACCGAUUCAAAAUGCUCCAAAUGUGCAUUUUGGUCUGUUCCAAGCAGUGACGGGAUGUCAUGCGAAUCACAAGUUGUGUGGUGGGUCAUAUUAAUAGCCGUUCUUAUUGUGAUAUUGGUGGUGAUAUUAGUUGCUGUCAUUAUAAUUAUCAUCACAAAGAAAGUGUUGGAAAUUUCACAUACAAAAGAUUUAGAAAAGACCACAACACUUUUUAAAAUGAAAAAGUCAAAUAUUAAGUUCGAAGCACUUCAAAAUGGGAUUUGUGUCACUUCCAAUUGUAUAUACUUCAACUCCGAAUCAGGAGAAAUUCCAGUUGAACGGGAGAGUCGUGAUGUUUUGUGUGUUGGCAACACAAACAAAAAUUUGGUCAAAAUUCAAUUUACCGUUUUAUCUAAUUCAGAUAAAUUCGAUAUCAGAGUUGAUCCCGAAAUUGUGAUUCUUAAAAGUGGGUAUGCUUGUGAAUUCUCAAUAUAUUUAACACCACAUUGCACUUGUAAAAUUGAUAAUACCCUUCAAAUAAUUUCUAAAGAUUUAAAAAAUGGCGAAGAAAAAUUCAAUUUAAUUUCUUUGAAUGUAACUACAAAACAAUCAACUCGAAUUGAUUACGACGAAUUGACAGAAGACAAGAAACUCGGGCAAGGCUCGUUUGGAAUUGUGUAUAAAGGCACUUUUAGAGGAAAUGAUGUUGCUAUCAAAAAGAUGAAAACCAUAAUUGAUGAUAAUAUUUUGGACGAGUUUGCAAAAGAAGUAUCUAUGUUGGACAAGUUUAGGAGUGAAUAUAUUGUGCACUUUUAUGGUGCCGUGUUUAUACCAAACAAAUUGUGUAUGGUCACCGAAUUUGCAGCAUUUGGAAGUUUACAAGACUUGAUCGUAAAAAGACAACCAGAAGAAAUUGAUAUGAAAAUGCGUGUUAAAAUGCUACUUGACGCAACAAAUGGAAUUUCUUAUUUGCAUGAGAAUGGGAUAUUACACAGAGAUGUUAAACCAGAUAAUAUUCUUGUUGUUUCACUUGAUAAGAACAGCAAGGUGAAUGCUAAAUUGACUGAUUUUGGAAGUGCUAGGAACGUUAAUAUGAUGAUGACAAACAUGACAUUCACAAAGGGUAUCGGAACACCAAAGUAUAUGGCGCCUGAAGUGUUAAAACACCAAAAGUACAAAAACCAGCAGAUGUGUUUUCAUUUGCUAUUACGAUGUAUGAGGUGUUUGGAUGGUGUGAAGCUUAUCAACAUCAUAAAUUUAAAACAAUACACACUUAUUGAUAAGUGUUGGCGUUACGAUGAGAUUAACAGAAUUUCGGUUUCUGAAAUUGGAGAAAGCCUUGAAAAUAUGAUACAAUCAUUUUAA